GCCACUAUCAACUUGGCGCUGCAGGAAGCCUCGCAUUGAGUUACAGAGAGAAGGGAAGGUCACAAAGAAACAAGUAAUUAAUUUUCAAAUCAAAAAUGAAAAUAUAGUAUGCGAACGUCUGCUGUACCAGCUGGGCCUGGGCUAUGCCAAGCACUGAUUCAUUUCCGCCUGCGUGGUUACGAGGACCUUGCUCAGCAGCUGGCCGCAAGCGGACACAACAGCGAACAAGCAGCCCGCCGGCUACCAAAGGCCAUGCAAAACCAAGACGCGAGAAAAAAAACACCAGCACGCAGCAUGGAUGAAUUAUGACACCAGGAAUUGACGGGAAAAUAAAGACUCUUUAUUAAUUGCCCCAAUUCCUUGUUGACGCCGCGACUGCGCGCAUCCUGGCUUGCGUCGGAUCCUGUGUCAUGUGGUCGCCCAGAUGCCCCAGAUGCUUGAGUUCUAGACCACGGUCCUGUCAACGGCGGCUAGUCAAGGAAAUAGAAUGGCAAUUUCCACGUCGCCAUGCAAGAUGCAUCUCGCUCCAUCCCUCACAAUACCCAGCUCCCUCCCCGCGUCCCAUCUCAAUUAGGUCCAGAGUGCAAGGGUUUGUAUUCAUUCCCCCAAUGCUAGUAAUUAGCUAGGGGUCGUAGCGUUGCCAGAUCCCAGAUGGUGGCAGAUUGCAUCGCCAGCUGUUGCAAUGGGCAUGUUUUAGUGGCAUGGCAUCGUCGGCCAACUAAAGAAAAAAAAUAGGCGACGGAUCCCCGCUGGAAAUAAGCCUCCAGGAGCGUGGGAAAUUCGAUACACAGUACGAUAGGGCAUUGGCUGGCGCUGCUGACCCCAGUGGGUUCCCGUUGUCCCUCUCCCGCGUCCACUGCAACCUGCAGUAACCGCCCAUCUUGCCUUGCUGCUUGGACGGGACGGACAGCAGCCAGUUUGGGGGGCGGCCACGCCAUCGGUCACCCACUGUGGGUGGGAGGCCCCAAAGGAUAGCGCCGAAACAGCAAGAGCGAGCACCGCGUGGCAGUGUUACAGGCUGUCAGGCCUGCCUGCUGGGGGCUAGUGCACGGCUACGGCAGGGCCGGCAGGGUGCUUGCAGCGCUGUCUUGAGCGCCUACCCGACGUCGGAGAGCUUCGACGUAGGCAAUCGGCCUGCCACGGGCCAAGCCAACAAGGUCCUGCACACCACCAUACGACACCCCAAACACCAGCGCCAGGCGGGCAGUGCGGGCUGCUGUCGACAGCGAAAAGCGAUCUGUUAUUUAGUUAGUGAACCGGUUGUCCCGUUGUGCAAAUCAUGACGCGCGGGGGGAUAGGCGGCGCCUUGGGAGGCGUCGUUGUAGUAUACAAGGCGCUGGCUGCCCCAAUCAUACUGCGUAGACGCCAUGCCGCCACCACAACCAUCAACCCCCCCGCGGAUCAUAGCCAUGGCCAAAAACUUGAAAACAAGUGGCAUGGGGGAAGAAAUACUACUUACGUGCUAGGGAAAACAUUCCCGAAACUGUCAGGGUGGCUAUAAUCGUGGAAAACAUAUCGCUGCCUCCGCGAUAGCGGUCCACGGUGCUCUCUAGGCUCAGUGCCAGAAAGCUCCAGAAGCCUGUCUUAGUCGCCAUGCGCAUGCCCUCAAUGAGCCCGCCCUGCAUGGCGUGGUAAUUCUUGGACUUGUGGUAGAAAUACCAGCCUGCAGUUGUAUCUGGCAUCUUGUGCGCAUGCUCCGCACGGAACCGCAGCUGUGACAUCUGUCCGCCUUGCAUCGCUCCCAGUCCAAACCCAAUUACACUGGCAGAUAACGUACCGUACGCGAUGCGAGCUGGUGUCGGGAUGGCCAGGCGGGGCGUAUCGGCCGGUGAGCUUCCUUCUAAUGACUCCGUAGCGGAGGAUGGCUCUGUCAUUGUCAUUGCUGCGAUGUUAUCUAGCAAGGAGUGGGCGAUCCUGAUAGCCUAUCCGCUAGUAGAUGAUAGAUGAUUAAUCGGGGUUGGCUGCGGCUGAGAUAGCGCACUUGCCUGCCUAUACUACCUUUGAGACCAGCAGUUAGGCUGUUUUAGUGUUUUGUUCAGAACCGUAUUAAUCCUGAAGCUUGCGUAGGUACAGGCAAAUUUGGCCGCGAUCGGGCGCCGUCUUGGGAGGAGAGUGCUGCUAGUAUUCAGAUGGUGUCGUUGUAGAGUACACCUGGAAUGCCAGUGGGGGUAGCCUGACCAAGGCCAAGGACAACUGCAGACGGAAAAAAAUUGCCUUCGGCUAUGCUCGCUCCAGCGAAAAUAGCAGCCAAAAAGAAAGAUGUGACGGAGUGUAUGAUGCUAUACCAAUGAUCUUUGCUAACCUUGGUAGCUGCUGGUCAGGAAGGAUUGGCUCUCGUAGGUGCAGCGGAUAAUAGGAGGCCUUGGAAGAGGUGCGUGGAAUUAGGCAGAAUCAAAUCAGAUACCUUCCAACGCAAAUGCUCUAGGAGGUAGAUGAUUCUUUGCUCUGAAUUGAAUGACGACGCUGCGACUCGUGCUCGAUUGAGCGAUCAGGCAGGUGAUUGUGGUGAGGAGAGAUGAGUUGUCGUUGAAAUUUGAUGCCCCGUCACUGAGCUACUGAUGUCGGCCUCACCAGGCAAACUUCCGUGGUUGGGGCAGGUUGCGACAGCUAGCCACUUUGCGCGCUGUCACGUGACGACGUGUAACUCUCACUGGAGCUCGUGUCGAGAGCUUCCCUUUCGUGCAGUAUCGUGACAUCAACUGUUUUGCCGUUAAUUUACAUAGACUCAAACCACAUAAUUGGCAGUAGUCGGCAACAAUGGCCGACGUAGAAUCACAAAUCUCCGUUCGCUUCCGCCACGGUAUUCACACCAUUUAUCUCUUUCUUGACCCUUCUGAGUCUUUUUCUGCCGUUUCUAAGGAGCUUCUGACGCUUCUACACGACCGUUACCCGGGCGGUCUCACAAGCACUCUGGAGCCCGAAAAAACCACGCCCAUCCCACAGAGUUCUGUUAACGCCUUUGCGUACGCCGUGCUGACCGUGCCCAACGACCCCUCACGCGGUUGGAAGAAGCUCGACAUCGGUAGCGAUCAAGAGCACACACUCACAAAAUGUGGCAUCAAGGACAAUAGCGUCGUUGCAUUUACGUUUCCCCACGCCACAGACGAUCAGGACGACAUUGUCUUUGACGUGGAGUGGCCCAGGGAUGACGAGGAAAUGUAUGAAUGAGGGGCGCCACGAAGAAGAGAAUGCCGACGCACGCACACACACACCUCCCCGAGUGCCUUGCGCCAUGUUCGAUGCUCAUUACCGUUUUGUGCAAAAGGCCGACCGGAAAACUACGGUCUCAUUGCAGAGCACAUCGAUUCUAGACAAAGGGUACCAACGCCGCAGGGAACCGAUGAGACAGGAAGGUCGCACCAUGCCACGGUUCCACGAUGCAAGUCAGAUGAGGGGGUCGACUAGAGCAUGGACGGGGCGGUCAGAUUGACGCAAUUCGUAGUCGUCCUCGGCCAAUUAGCCUCCUACCAUAUUUUUCUGUCUCUCCUCCGGCGUAUUUCUUAUGCUCGGCUUGCAAAGGAACUAGACCCAUCUCCACCCUCUAAUACCAAUUAGGCACCUGGUUAAGCCAGGCAGAUCUGUCUUGUGCAUGGCAUUGACGCCGCGGGGAAGAAAAAAAAUUAUCUAUUUUUAUUAGUAUUGUAUUUUGACUAGGUAGUAUUUGUAAUACGAAACUGCGUAGCAUAACCACAUAUGUUCUGCCGCUCCAUCAAUACAGCCGUCUAUCUACAGCUUGACAAUUGCAAGUAUGAACAGCAGUGCAGGGCACAGGUGUCCAGUAUAAGAGUCCAUUAAGAGCACGGCCUCUCGAGUGGCACCGGCUAUAGUGAUAGGGGCAUGGCAGUGUUCCAUUCUUACUCGGUGUCAAGACUCUUUUAGUGAGGCUGUGUCUAGACCCUAACAGGGUGUUCCAAGGAGACAUGGGAUCCUGCCCGCCGACAGGGAAUGAUGCUUGGCCGACGGCCAAUCCACCAUUUUAGCUUUAGAAGAUACUAGGGUUGAGCUGGACGGGCUGGAUGUAUUAUAUUACUACGGUAUCAUUGCGCUGGGGGUUGGAUGACACCUGAAAAUGCUAAUUGAACUGCGGGCACCAGAGUAUUUGUAUAUUAAUGACCGCCAUGCAUUCCAGUGGGUAGUCGAUGUGU
This is a messenger RNA of [Torrubiella] hemipterigena, 4145 nucleotides long. The record is from the annotation of a GenBank genome assembly. NCBI's taxonomy places the organism in Eukaryota, Fungi, Ascomycota, Sordariomycetes, Hypocreales, Clavicipitaceae.